Setaria italica (foxtail millet) is the source of this 1760-nucleotide messenger RNA. RefSeq names its product AT-hook motif nuclear-localized protein 7. Gene Ontology annotation, molecular function: minor groove of adenine-thymine-rich DNA binding. The record is from RefSeq and is a predicted model, not a curated record. Bases 301 to 1422 code for a protein of 373 amino acids. NCBI's taxonomy places the organism in Eukaryota, Viridiplantae, Streptophyta, Magnoliopsida, Poales, Poaceae. The transcript is spliced from 5 exons.
AUCUCCUCGUCUCCUUCCUUACCUCUCCCCCCUUGUCCUUGUGUUCUUGAAUUUCUCACCGGAACACGGCCGGCGCGGCGAAGCUCACCGGAAGGCUGCACCGGCUGCGCAUCGGCUUCUGGCUUGCAGAGGCUGUGCUCUGAGUUUGGGUUCUGAAUUCAGGAUUGGGAGUCUGAAUUCGAGGUGAGUUCAGGCCUUCAGCUUCGUGAUCGCGCUUGUGAGGAGAGGAGAAGCAGUGCGGCAGACUCUGAUGGUCACCGCCCGACCAGGCGCGAGGUAGUGUUUAGCGAAGAGCCCACGAUGUCGAAAACGGAGGCUUCGCCGGCUGCGGCUGAUGAUGCGCAGCCGGCGCCGGAGACGACGACGAUGCCGGCGAGCUCUCAGCCUGCGCCGGCUGCUCCUACGGCCGCGUCAGCGGCGCCGGCGGCUGUUGCUGGGAGAGGAGAGGGGAAGAGGAAGAGGGGGAGGCCGCGGAAAUACGGGCCGGACGGGAGCCUGCUGCGGCCGCUGAAUGCGACGCCGAUCUCGGCGUCGGUGCCGGACGACGCCGGCGGGGCGCAGUACACGCCGGCUGCUGCCGUCGGGGCCGUCAUGAAGCGGGGCAGGGGGCGCCCGGUGGGGUUCGUCAGCCGCGCGACGCCGAUAUCCGUGGCAGUGACGGCCGCCGCGCCCACGGCGGCGGUGGUCGUGUCAGCGCCGGCGCCGCAGACACUGUUCGGGCCACUCGGUGAAUUGGUAGCUUGUGCUUCUGGUGCGAAUUUUACACCUCAUAUCAUUAAUGUUGCUGCUGGUGAGGAUGUCAAUAUGAAGGUCAUAUCUUUCUCCCAACAAGGUCCAAGGGCAAUUUGCAUUCUAUCUGCCAAUGGUGUGAUUGCAAAUGUUACACUGCGUCAACAGGACUCCUUAGGCGGUACAGUAACUUAUGAGGGCCGGUUUGAGCUGCUCUCCCUGUCUGGAUCUUUCACUCCGACCGAUAGCGGCGGCACCAGAAACCGCUCCGGCGGGAUGAGCGUCUCUUUGGCGGCCGCCGACGGCCGCGUCAUCGGCGGCGGAGUAGCCGGUCUCCUUGUGGCUGCUAGCCCUGUCCAGGUCGUGGUAGGAAGCUUCCUCCCGAGCUACCAGCUGGACCAGAACGCCAGCAAGAAGCCGGUCAUCGAGAUCACGGCAGCGCCGCCGCAGCAGCCGCCGCCGGUGACCGUCGGGUUCACGAUCUCCAGCGGGGACAUGGAGGACUCGUACAGCGGCAGCCAGCACCCGCGGUCGGGGGCGGCGAAAGGGAGCUCGACGACGGCGGUGUUCAAGGUGGAGAACUGGACGGCGCCUGCGCAGCAGCAGCAGCAGCAGGCUUCGCCGGAACAGGCGAGGAAGACGCCGCCGCCGCCCCCGGCGUCGGAGGCCAAAGUCCCCGUGCCCGGUGGGUGAGGCUUACGGAUCCUGCUCGCCGAUCGAUCGGCUUGGCUGCUCAACAAAAUCUCCAUCACUUUGCAGGCCGGCUGAAUAGCUUUGCGUGCCUUCAGGGCUAGCUCGCCCUCUGAUGGCAAUCAGGCCCUGAAUUAAGUUUAUAGGGAACAUAAUUCAGUGAUGCAGCAAACCUUAGUGAUGAUGUUUAAGUACAAAAGUGGAUUGGUUUACUUGCACAUUGUCAGGCGGGAACACUAGCUCUUAGUAGUCUUAAUUAGGUGUUGGCAUUUUCCAUUUUUAUUUACAUGACGCUUCAAUAUAUAUAUAUGCAUCGUUCCAUUGGUGUACCUACUAUUUUA